Photinus pyralis (common eastern firefly) is the source of this 1311-nucleotide messenger RNA. RefSeq names its product ceramide synthase 6-like. Gene Ontology annotation, biological process: ceramide biosynthetic process. Gene Ontology annotation, molecular function: sphingosine N-acyltransferase activity; DNA binding. Bases 250 to 1311 code for a protein of 353 amino acids. The record is from RefSeq and is a predicted model, not a curated record. Gene Ontology annotation, cellular component: membrane. NCBI's taxonomy places the organism in Eukaryota, Metazoa, Arthropoda, Insecta, Coleoptera, Lampyridae. The transcript is spliced from 5 exons.
UGACACGAUUGUCUUAGUUUGCGUUCCACCCCCCACAGCCCUCAGUAAGAUAUCGAAAUAACUUACUACAUAUCGGAAUAGUUUUGCCCCCUCCCUUCGCUGCACUUGUUGAUAUUGAUUUAAUCAUUAACACGACAAAGUUUGUUUUCUCGAACAAUUUGUGCGCAACGACACCCUCCAUUUCCAUUCCAUCGAUACCGAGUUCCUUUCGUAGCAAAUGCUGACCCGAGAAGCUUUUUAAUCGCAAGGAUGGGCGCUGUACUGCAGACCAUUUCCGAUAAGUUCUGGGACGAGGACCUUUGGCUGCCGCAAAACAUGACGUGGAAGGACUUAGAGCCGGGCUUCAGAGAUCAGGUGUGGUACUCCAAUCCGAAGCAUCUCUAUCUCUCCGUUCCUUGCGCGUUUUUGAUAUUGACGCUGCGCUACUUCGCCGAGCGCUUCUGCCUGUCGGCGAUAGGCGCGCGGGUCGGAAUUAGGAAACGAAAAACCAAGGCUUUCCCUAACUUUCUGCUGGAAAAGACCUACUCGAUUUGUCAGGAGAUGAGCUACGUGGAGAUUCUAGGAUUGGCGAAGCAGUUGGACUGGACCGAGAGAAGAGUGGAACGGUGGCUGAGGGUACGCAACGGCCAGAGCAAGCCGUCCAGGUUGAAGAAAUUUUGCGAAAGCUCCUGGCUCUUUUGCUUCUACCUGAGCAUUUUCUCUUUCGGAUUGGAUGCCUUUUGGAAUAAGCCAUGGCUGUGGGAUAUAAAUCAGUGCUGGUUCGAAUAUCCCCGCCACAAUAUCGACGACGAAAUCUGGUGGUUCUACAUCAUCUCCACGUCGUUCUACCUGUCAUUAUUUAUUAGCCAAUUCUUCGACGUCAAACGAAAGGACUUUUGGCAAAUGUUCACCCACCACGUCACAACAAUCGCCUUGCUGACCUUCUGCUGGGUCCUCAACUUGCACAGGAUAGGCAUCCUAAUCUUGCUUCUUCACAUUUGCGCCGACAUCUUCCUGGAUGCGGCGAAAGUGGCACGCUACGCCGGAUACCAGAAGCUGUGCGACUGCAUCUUUGCCAUGUUCACCGUCGUUUGGAUCGUCACCAGGUUAUGCAUUUACCCGUUUUGGAUUAUUCGAAGCACGUUGACGAUGCCACUGACGGCCGGACCACCGUUUCCCGCUUACUUUGUGCUCAACGGUUGCUUGAUUGUGCUACUUAUGCUUCAUGUGUUUUGGACUUAUUUGAUACUAAAAAUCCUCGCGAACUGCCUCAAGGCUGGCCAAACGGGCGGCGAUAUCAGAUCGAGCAGUUCCGGUGACAGUGAAGAUUAA